Molecule: messenger RNA, 2154 nt
Organism: Brassica napus (rape)
Lineage: Eukaryota; Viridiplantae; Streptophyta; Magnoliopsida; Brassicales; Brassicaceae
Exons: 1
Coding region: 137-328 (63 amino acids)
Source: RefSeq, a predicted model, not a curated record
UGAAAUAUUUAUAUACUGUUUUGAAACUGGAUAAUCAUAAUAAAGCCCAAACUAAGAAGCCCAGCCCAGCCCAGUUAACACAGUUUAUUAGUAGACAGAUGUUCUGUAAGAGACGGCGGUGGAAAGGAAGGAAGCGAUGGUGUUCUUCAUGUCGUAUCCGCCGACACGGCGGCAGAUGAUGGCGUCUGUUGGUUUUUUCGCGGCGGGCGUUUCUCUCUUCGCAGCCGGAGCGUAUCUCUCACUCGAAAAUAUAGGACCGCAACAAGCUCGCGUCAAGGCUCGGAACCAAUUCGUUAAAGAUCGGAUCAGGAAAUGGCUCGACGAUUAGAGAUCACAAAAUCCAUUUGGUGCUGAUUCUCGCUGUAAUUUUAGAUUUUGAAGUGAAGGGUUCUUUAAGGGUUUAGGGUUUAAGCGAUCUGAAUCUCCAGUUUAAUGACAAUUCGUGCGUUUAUGUUAUAUAUCAAAAGCUCGUACAUGUUAAAGCUUCGAGCUUUUUUUUUAAAGAAUCAAUCUUGAGAAAACGAGUGAACAUAGAGAAUGUAUGUAGAUCAUUAGUACAUGUUAAAGUCUUUAGAUUCUACCAAUCUGGAAGUUACUUAGUCUCAGACACGAGAUGAGAUGGUCUUUUGAAGAACCCUUGUUUGGUUUAUGACUUAUGAGCUUGUGUUGUGUUUCAUUUAAAUAACCUUUAUAAAGAAAGGUUCUACCUUGGCGUUGACUUUCUCCCUCUUGCCCAGUUUCUUGUUCAAGCUCUCUAACCUUGUCCUGCUAGAAGAUGAGCGGUCUUCUUGAUGAGUCUGAGAAGCUCUUUUGAUGUUGUGAGAGCCUUAACCGUGUUGCUUAUGGCCUUGCAUGUAAUAAACUAAUCAUAACAGAUUCAGUAUCACUAUCUCCUAGUUGCUUAUGGCCUUGCAUGUAAUAAUGUAUGUGUGGAUAUCAAAACAUAGAUCGUAUACUUCCAAAGUCCAAUGGUUAAGCACACAAAUACACUAAUCAGUCAGACCCAAACUCAAGCCUAGUAAAGAACUCUAGACCUAUAUAUGGCAGUGAUCAAUCUCAAACUUCGAACAAUUUUUUCCUUACUAAUUGUGUAUUCAAUUUAUUAAACUAAGAUCGUUAGUUCAACAAGAUGUCGAUGGCUUAAUACUCUCAUGAGUCUAUAUCUAUUAGAAGUUUUAGGUCUUUUCAGUUAUAGAAUAUUUGACAGCAAAACUGCACCAAUAGUUUUUAGAUGCAUAAGUUUAUUGUCUUACCUCAUCAAUUUGCGCUUUAUGUCAUACAAAUAAUAUAAAAAAUCUACUAUGAUGUGUAAUGGCUUUUCGUUUAAACUGAUACGAUCUUCUUUUUUUUCGUUUUAAAUGAAAAUUUUAUUCCUCUUUUCAUUUGUUUUUUCCCUCUUACAAAGACAUCAUUUAACUGAUAUUAUCUUCUUUUGCUUCGAGCAUUGCAUUUUCUUCGCCUUUUUACCAUUUCAUAUUUUCUUAUAAGUAAUUAUAUUUUUCAACAAAAAAAUAAAAAAGACAAAUAUCAUAAAUGAAUCAAUACGAAUGAAGAUAAUCCAAAGCGUGAGGUUGGCUUUCGGAUAAACACAGAUACUGUCUCCGUUUUCUUUGGAAAUUUUGGGAUCAUGGGCGUUGUGGGACCAAUUCCCUCUCAGCCUGCUACUGGCAUAGUGUGGGCCCAAUUUAAAAGCCCACUCUUAUUUAUUUAUUUAUUUAUUGACUUUCUCACGUGAAAACCACAUUUUUUCUAAUUUAGUGAAUUAAAAAAGGCAACCUCUAUCUAUUCAUUUCAAAGUAUCUGUCUGUUGUCAUAUGUCAGAAAUAUUGUUAAAUAUUUGUUCAUAUGGAUUAUAGUUUUAUUUUCUCAGAAUUUAGGCCACUAAUGAUGUUUCAUGUUUGCUCAAAAAAAAAAUGAUGUUCCAUGUCACUCUCGUUGACGGAGAGGUAUGAGUCCACAAGUCAAAUUUAGACUAUCUCUAAUCCUAAUUGACGGAGAGGUACGAAGCCUCGAUUCUUUGAACUUUUUAUUUACUUUUUUUCUUUAUUAAACAUAUUUUUUUCCGAUGACAAUCUUUAUUAAACAUCAUUUCUCUGACGAAAUUAGUUUGAAUUUUUUUUGUGGCUAAAUGACAUCCGAUAAUAUUUUUAUUAA